ACUUAAAUUUAUUUUUACACUUUAAAUCAAUUUUAAAAAAUAAAAUUUGUUGCCUGAGAGGGAACGUUUCAAAUCUCGUUUUAUUUAGGAAGUUCGAGUGAAAUCAAAGAAGUUGAAAAUAAGGGUAUAUUCAUCGAGAAACCAAAUAAUGGAAAUUUUUACUAUAAUAUUUCCGUCGACUGAGUGAAAAAAGAUCUAUGUCCGAUCCGAUUGAACUUGGAUAGGUGGGAAUUGGGUAGACAUUUUCUCGACUCGGUCGAAUUCGGAUCUUGAUUUUAGAAACUCGGGCCUCGACAAAAUUUUAAAAUGCCCAAAGACUUUAUAAGAGAGAAGAAAUUGAGCGACGUAAAGAUCAUUAAACAUGACAUCCCCGAAACCAAAAAGAUGUUGGUAGUUGAUAGUGGAGUUGCACCGAGCUCAAAUGAACCCAGUGUAUCUGCUGGUAGCCAUAAACGAGAGUUAUACACUCGUCCAAAAAAUGAAACCAGAUUUCACUUAAGGCCAAUGAGUCAUGGCCAUUAUAAACGGGCUACCAUCGAAGAAAAAUCUAUCAAAAAUUAUGACGGUAGAAAAUCGGAAAAGAUUACAUUAGAGAUUUACAAACCAAGAACUACUUUAAUUCAUCAAAGUGCAUCCUACAAGGAAUUGGAAGAAGCCGCUCAACAAUUAUGUGGUCAAAAUAAUAAAAAGAUUAUGCUCACUAACGAUCAACAUCAUGAAUGGUGGAAAAGAUUCAGAUUUAAACUGGUUCUGGGUCUAGUUAUAGCCACCAUUUUAACCUCCAUAUUAGUUCCGAUAUUAAUCAGACUGAGUACGCGCAAGAAGAUGUAACAAGAAACCGUACAGAGGCUAAGAACGGAACAUUGAUAAACUUUUUGUAACUUAUUAUAUUGUCUUUUAUAAAAAAUGAUUGCAAGUUAUUAGAUGUUGAAGAUAUGUUUCUGAUUUUUAAAAAAAUUAUAUUUACAUAUACCCUUCUUAUAAAAUAACUUGUGAACAAAUAUGUCACAUUUUAAGGAUAUUUAUUUCAGAUAAACUUACCCUCUCACGUUAAA
Molecule: messenger RNA, 1055 nt
Organism: Gordionus sp. m RMFG-2023
Lineage: Eukaryota; Metazoa; Nematomorpha; Gordioida; Chordodea; Parachordodidae
Exons: 7
Coding region: 307-831 (174 amino acids)
Source: RefSeq, a predicted model, not a curated record